AUGGAAAAUGCAAAGGCUGACACUAGUGCAUCAGAGAUCCAGGGAUUCUGUGAUCCAGGCCAGGGUAGAGGUGAGCUCUACUCUCCUGAGAUUAGACACAGCAUCGCUGCCCUUCUGGAAUUCAUGUGGGCAGGCAAAGAAUUCACAUUUACAGCAAUGUUCAUUAAAAAUUCAAAGACAACCUCUAAUGAACAGCUUUCAAAACACAGAGACUACGAUGAAGCAGAUGGCUCCAACUUUGUGCAAACACUUGUUUUUUCCCAUCCACAGCUUUACCCAAAAUGCUCUCAUACGUUUUGUAGAAAUUGUCUGGAAAAUGUUCUUCAGGCAACUAGAAACUCUUUGUUAUGGAGACCUUUGCGAAUUCCAUUCAAGUGUCCUAACUGCAGAAGGAUUAUUGAAAUUUCUUUAACUGGUAUAGAAUCCUUACCUGUAAAUUUUGCAUUGAGAGCAAUUAUUGAAAAGUACCUGCAAGAAGACCACCCAGAUGUUGUCACCUGCCCUGAACACUACAGGCAGCUAUUAAAUGUUUAUUGCCUACUAGAUAAAAAAUUAGUUGGUGGCCAUUGUCUUACUAUAGGCCAACAUCAUGGUCAUCCUAUAGAUGACCUUCAGAAUCUCUAUCUGAAAGAAAAGGAUACACCUCAGAAGCUGUUUAAACAGUUAACCGACACACACUGGACAGACAUCACCCGUCUUACUGAAAAGCUUGAAGAACAGAAGUGUCAUUCUGAAAAAAUGAUUCAAGGUGAUAAGGAAUUUGUUCUUCAGUAUUUCAAGGAGCUUAGUGAUGCAUUAGAACAGAAAAAGAAAUUGUUUUUGGCAGCUCUCCGUGACGUUGGCCAGCUGAUCAAUCGAGAAUACACUCCGCAGAUUGAAAAGGCGAAGGAGAUCAGAGAACAGCAGCUGGAGUUAAUAGCAGUGACCACAUCUUUACAAGACGAGGCUCCACUUAAAUUCCUGGAAAAAAUUGAUGAUGUCCGCCAGAGUGUGCACAUGUUGAAACGGAGACCACUCCCCGAGGUCCAGCCUGUUGAGAUGUGUCCCCAAGGAAGGAGAGUAUUAAAGGAAGAGCGGAGCAGAACAGAAAUUAGACAUAUCAAGAAGGCUGCCACUCCUGAAAUGAGAAUUUCUUCAAAACGGAUGCCAAGUUCCUGGCCUGACAAGCAUAAAAAAGAACUUGAAUUCUUUAACAUUUUAAAUAUUGCUGUGGUUUCACUGACUUCAGUGAUAUUAAUGUUGAUACUCUUUUUUAACCAACACAUAAUCACCUUCCUAAAUGAAAUCACUUUAAAAUGUUUCUCUGAAGUCUCUUUGUCUGCUUACCAAAGUUUAUCUAAUAACUUAAAUGACUUAAAAAAUAUGGCAUGCUACAUUUUAUAUUUGUUAAAGGAAAUCAUGUGGAAAAAUAGUUUCUCGCUGAAAACCCGAAUGAACAGUUUUAAGUGGGCUUCUCCUGUUUAGCAGAAGCUAACCAUUGCUAGAUGGAAGUUGGGUAGCAAAAGUACCAAACUUACAUAGAAAUAUGGUAAACCUUCCAUGGUUGGAUAGAAAUGGUGCCAGAAAUGAUACAUUAUCUGAAAGAUGAUUCAAAUCAAAUUAGAAAAUUAUAAUUUUUGAUUUGAAUAUUUUAUUUGCUUGAUAGUCAAAGUUUUAAAUAAUCUAACAAGCAUUUCUUUCUUUUACUAUAACAUGCUACAGUAGUUUUGCAGUUCUUAGUAUAUGUAGAUAUUAGAUUAGAAAAAAAUGACAAGAUUCGUGAUCCACAUAUCUAUUUUGAUGUGAUUUGAAGUUUUUCAGUGUGUAGAUGGAGGUGGGAAAAGCUUAAAAAUGCAAGCUAGGAUUGCUUAAACAUCUUUUUGGUCAAACGUAAAUAAAGAACAUUCAUUCCAAAUAGAGCUUGAGCUUUUGGAUAAAGCAAGCGUCUAGUACUUAUGUUAUAUAAACUUUGUGUUUAGGAUCUGAGCUUAAUGGCUAGAGAAUUUCUUAAGUCAGGGUCAGUCUGGAUGGAUAUCUUAUUGACAUUCCUAAAAACCAAACAAAAAGGUCAAAAAAGGCAGAGCUCUUGCCUUGUCUCCAGCACCAGAAAGCAAAACAAGUAUAUAUUUUGCUUUUGUAGUGUUUUAGUCGUGUUCUUACAUAAAAACCAUACGAAACAUGUAUAUUAUGACAAUCAUGUUGAUGGGAUUCAUUUAAUAGAAUUCAUGUAAACUGUAUCUUAAAAUGGUCUCACUCUACAGCCCAAGUACUGGGAAUUAUGAGUAUGAGCUUCCAUAAUUAGAUAAUCUUAAAAGAACUCAUUAAGGCAACUUUUAAUUUCCUUAACAAGGACUAGCAUGAUGUCUGCAGCAAACUUUGGUUCACUGUCAUUAAAACACCCAAAUGGGCUAUUCUUGAAUCUCUAGCUCUGGGAAUCUUAUUUCAAAGGUCAGAUUACAAAAUACUUUAGGUCCUAGAUCCAUUAUAAAGCUGUGUUAACGUCAAGGUUAAAAUGCUUAGAAGUUUAUCAUUAGGGCUUGGAGAGAGAGAGCUCAGAGAGAGCACUGACUGCUCUUCCAGAGGUUCUGCGUUCAAUUCAAGACAAUAUAUGACAUCUGGUGCCCUCUUCUGGCAUGUAGGCAUACAUGCCAGCAGGAUACUGUAUGCAAAGCAAAACAAAACAAGUUUACCACUAAGAUUAAAUCAUUAGGUCCACUUAACAGAUCAGAUUUUAUCCGGCAUUAACUGUUGCCUACUGAGGCCAUUUGGAAGACAGUGGAGGUGAAGGGAUACAGUGUUCAGUUUUUAACAGACACAUAGGUCACACAAAGUCCUAUUUUAAAAUGUAAAUACUAGCAAAGAAUAUUUGUUAAGACAUUUUUCAAGGGGCUACUAACGUCUUUGUACAGAUGAGCAGGAAACCACAGUAAUGCAGUGUCCCAUAAGGAGGGAGGACAUCUCAUCAGUGUUUAUCAUGCUUUAAGAACUGGGGCAGGCCAAGACUGGUGUUAGUAACCGAAACUUGCGUUCCAACCCAAACAAGCAGAUGCUGAGAAUCACCUUAAAGGAUUGACAAUUUUUAGUGCGCAACCAUGUUUUCUAUAUACUUAUACUUAUAAGUUACUAUAUACUAUAUACUUACUGUUUUAUAUCUUUACCAUGAGGUUGAGAUUGUACAAUUUAAAAAACACAUUUGGAAAUUCUGGAUUAAGUAUAACAAUAUAUUUGAAUAAACUUGGUAUUUUAUUGAAAAAAAUGAUAUAGUUUCUGUGUGGUUAUUUUCGUUCUGGACGGGCGGGACAAACAAGCAGCCUCCUCCUAAACACAACCCUGAAUUCUAGUGGCCUGCAUUUCUCUGCCAAACCCCAUGUGGAUAGAUGUAAUGAGAUCUGCUUUGGUCUCUUGGUAAUCUCCAGACACUGACCCUUGAGCCUAGUGGUGAAAAGUUGUUUGUGUUUUAUUUUCCAUUGAACCUUGAGUUCCAAACAAUAGAGUGAGGAGCACUAUGUGGUAUGGAUGUCUGAGUGGCCCCAGACUGACAGACAGUAACAAAAAUGAGAACUAAGCUGUUAUAUAUACUUUUUAAAAACGUAUUUCCCUGUAGAGAUGAAAAUUUUGAAAAAUAAUACUUCACUUAUUCCUUUAGACUGGAGAGCCAGCCAACUACAGAGGUAGCAGGAGGGGAGCCCACUGCUCCCUCUCUUGGUAGGUGGGAGACAUCAAAAACCUAAAUCCAUCCUCAGCUCUUCCAGAUGAAAUGUUGGUCAGGUUUGGUUCUUUCUAAACAAAAAUGUUCCACGCUACUAUUAACCCAAACCACUCAGAGGAGUUUGUUUUCAGCAUCUACAGACGUAAACUAUGAGGUCAGGAGAUUAGAUUUACUGCAGAUGUGAUUCAGUGUGAGUGGAGUGGAGUGUCUUGUACAAUCAGAAGCACUCUGGAGAAAGAGGAGCUGGUUAAGAAAGGGCGGUCCCUGGGAGAACUAAGUCCUGGUGUAAAAUAUACCCUCCCAUGCCCUUUGUUCAGUGGUAACUAUUGGAAUGGGGUGUCUAGAGUAGGAGUGACUUCAUAGUUCCUUUAUCACUUGUUCACACAAUUGCCUGUUCAUCAUCAGCUUGAUAAGAAACUCCAUGAGAGCAAGAGGGGACAUGGUGAGCAGAGGCAGAUAAACCCCUGGCCACAUAGAACCUAAAGGCCUUUACAUAUAGGAAGCAAGUGUAUACACACACACACAUUCUCAUAUGCACAGAGACACACAUGUAUGCAUACACACUCAUAUGCAUACACACAGAUACUUGUGCAAAAUACAUACAAACACGCACAUAUAUGCACAAACACAUUCAUACACGCACUCAUACACACACAUACAUACACACACUCAUAUAUACACAGGCAAUCUCUCUAAAGUCACAUGACUAUGAUGAGUACCUAUUUCAAUAGUACUUCAGACAAGCAUUCUGUAACAGUCAGCCCAUCAAGGUAUUUCCCACUGAGAUCCACUCCCAGUCUCAAUGGAAAAGAGCUAAAGAGAACAAACAGUUCUCUUAGGUUCACAAAAAGAAAAAAGAAUUGGAGAGAUAGUUCUUACAUGUAAAGUUUUAUGGAAACUCCAGGUCCUUCAACAAGCACUUUCAGCAUGGACCCAAAGCUGAUGACUCUUCAAAGGCUCCAGGACCACCCACCUCAUCAGCCACCAAGUCCUUGCCUAUACCAGCCUCUUCUCUCCAACCAUGUCAGAAGUCCACUCUGGGACCCUUUGCUCUAGCAACCAGAGCAGAUGUCUCCACAUAACUUCUGCUGCUCAAAACCCUUCUAUGACAGCCCAUCACAGUGAGAACUCCAGAGAAUGAAAAGAAUCUCUCAACUGGUUACAAAGUCCAGAACAGCACCGGCAAUGGAAAUAGGGGCAGAGAAAGGUCUUUAGUUAACAAUGGUCCAGGAGACGCAUCAAGAAAGAACACAGAAGCCGACAGAAUUAAUGACAUAUUUUGUCUAAGCCAGUGUAUCUAAAGCAUAAUCAUAUGUAAAAUAUAUUGAGAUUAUUUUACAUUUUACUGUGCACUCAAUCCCCCUGGUCCUCAUACAUUCCCCCAAAAGAGCACCAUCUCCAUGUUGCAUGUAAAUUGUCUCUUAAUUAUGCAUCCACAGUGUAGAAGAAAGUCAUGGGUCACAAUGCUUAAAAUAAAGUACUCUGCCAUAGCCACCAACCUGCACAAUUAAAAUUCUCAGAAAUCCUGUACCGGCACAAAGCAUGGCUUGCUUUGACCAGUUCAUACCCUUGAGUUGCAGACAAAACUAUGAAAGAAGAGGCUUAAUUGUGUGCAGUAGGAAAAGUGUAGAUCCUUACUAUAAGACAAUAAAUAAUAAAUAAAUGCAAAUUAGAAAACAGGACUUUCGAAAAAGUUUUCUUUGCCUAAAAGGGCAGCUCAAAGUCAGAAGAUAAAGUAAAGGAAGAAGGAGGCACAAAAAAUCAGCUUCUAAAUUUGAGAGAAACACUUAAGCCAAUCGCAGAUGAUAAAUAGGAAUAGAAUCCACAUCGUGGUAAAUAAAUAUGUCUACAUAGUCAUGUAUCUACUUAUCAUCUAGAUUUUCUGGAUACUAGAGACAGAUAUGGAAAUAGAUGCUGAUGUAUAGACAUGAAUGACACCAGUAAAGAGACACAAGUCAGCAUGCUUGAACAAGCUUCCAGAGGCCCUGAUAAUCAACACCAUUGCCUAGAGGAUUGAAACGAGUUUCCUAAACAGUAGCCUUAUCAAAAUAAAAGCUCAAUUCCAUAUACAAGGAAGUCUGAAAAGUCUCCUGGGAAAUUUUAAGAAAAGGCAGAGAAGAAACUCUAGUGGUGGUUGUGGACAUCAGGGCAUGAAGGAUUGUUGCGGGAGGUCCUUCUGCUCCUCCAGCCAAUAGCCACUGAGAUACCAGUCCAUAGGGGCAUGGUCUCUCUCCCUUUAAAACAGCGGCUACUUCCCUUCUGCUUUCUUUGCUUCCUGCUCCAGUUCGAGCUACUAGACUUCUUCCUGAUUGCGAGCAGAGGGCUGUUGUCUGGGACGGUUAUCUGUAAGUUUUUUUCCCCUUUAAAUAAAUACCACCCUAUUAAUCAUAAUUCCAAACUGGUGUGGCAUUAUUUAUGACUUACGCCUUCAAAGGAUGGCCUUGGUCAAUCCUAAUCUGAGAAUAUGAAGUGCCUCCAGGAGAAAAGAAAAAUGUAUAAUUAAAGAGAAAUUGAAACUGUAGUUAAAAUAGCUACAAACACCUUUUAAAUGUUUUACAAUGGAUUUAACAUGUUAGGCACUCAAACACACCGUCAAAUAACCAUGAGGUCAUGGUAACAUGGAAGCAUGAGCAAUGUCCACCAUGAAGCUUUGAUGUGUGCAUACUGUCGUGAUUGGAUCUGUGUGUUCAAGGCUUGGUUUCCAGGUAAAGGAUUAAGAUAUGAGCUGGAAUAACUUUGGUGUUGUGACUUCUAUGACCAAUUAAACCCACAAUAAUCUGAUGGCAUUAUUGGAAGGUGGUAGAUGCAUAGGACAUGGUGCUUACUUGGAUAAAAUAGGUCACCAAAUGAAGUCUGAAUAUUUUGUACUUCCUGGCUGCCAUGUAAGUGAGUGACUUCUGCUGUCAAUCUCCAGAUACCAUCAUGUUCUACAUGACCACAGACACAAAGCAGUCGAAUCCACCAACCUCAGGCUUAAACUUCUAAACCUGUAAACCAAAAUAAAUCUCCCCCUAAAUUGUCUCUUGACAUUUGUCACAGAGGCAAAAGCUGGCUAACACAAGCACUUUAUAAAACUACUACCAAUCACCUCACAGGGUUAGCUUUGCUGAGUGUAUAGUGAGAACCCAUAAAAACUAGCAAUGCCAUGUGUAGAUCAUCAGUGAUAGUUAUAAGAACCGUGGUCUACAUUGGUGGUCAGAACUUAUAACAGAAAGUCUGUGCCCUUUGAUAAAAAUUCUCCACACCUGUCCCAGCCUCUAGCAACCAUAGCUCUACACUCUGUCUCUAUGGAACUGAUGUUUUUAGAGUUCAUAUUGUUACAUGAUAUUGGAGGAAAGAUGUAAAAUUAAUAUCACCUCUGAAGUGGAAACAAAGCAACAGCCCAAACAGUGAUGAUUCCGAGACCAUCCUGAUGAGUGAAAUACAUUUCUUUAGAUACUUUCCUGGUGGUAGAAGAAACCAAAAAUGGCUGUUUUAUCCUGAGGUUGCCAGUCGCUCUGCUAAUCAAAGUCUUAUUUCAUCUGACUCUAAAUGUACAGAAGAACUGAUACACACUGGGUUCAAGGUGUCACCCAGGGUUAAGACAGUGGAGGUAAAAAGCUCCACACACACAUUAGCAAGGCCAUGUAGGAUCUGUCCUCUGAGCUUUAACACAUUUCCAAAUGCCAAGAUUCACUUCUAUUUUAAGAAUAAAUCAUAUUAUAACCUAUUAUGUAUGUAUAGAUAGAUAGGUAGGUAGGUAGGUAGGUAGGUAGGUAGAUAGAUAGAUAGA
Alexandromys fortis (reed vole) is the source of this 7460-nucleotide messenger RNA. Its product is annotated as tripartite motif-containing protein 59-like. Lineage: Eukaryota; Metazoa; Chordata; Mammalia; Rodentia; Cricetidae. The coding region runs from base 1 to 1464 and encodes 487 amino acids. Gene Ontology annotation, molecular function: zinc ion binding; ubiquitin protein ligase activity. Gene Ontology annotation, biological process: negative regulation of canonical NF-kappaB signal transduction; innate immune response. The transcript is spliced from 3 exons. The record is from RefSeq and is a predicted model, not a curated record.